AUGGACACCGAAAUUGCCCGCAAGACCUUCGAAUUUUCCAACAACAUUAUCACAGUUGAUCCCGCUCAAGAUCAAAUAUACCGGUAUAAUAAUGACGAGCAAGUACUGAUAAAUCAAGAGAAACCUUGGACCAAAGACGUUCAUUAUUUUACCAAAGUCAAAAUUUCGGCAGUUGCACUAAUAAAAAUGGUGAUGCAUGCCCGUUCGGGUGGGAGUAUUGAAGUGAUGGGUCUUAUGCAAGGAAAAAUUGAUGGUAAUACGAUAAUCAUUAUGGAUGCUUUCGCGUUGCCGGUUGAAGGAACUGAGACAAGAGUGAAUGCUCAGGCUGAAGCUUACGAAUACAUGGUUCAAUAUCUGACCACUAUCAGACAGGUAGGAAGGCUUGAGAAUGUUGUGGGAUGGUAUCAUAGUCAUCCGGGUUAUGGAUGCUGGCUCUCUGGGAUUGACGUCAAUACUCAAAUGACAAAUCAACAAUUCCAAGAUCCUUUUGUUGCUGUAGUUAUUGAUCCCAAUCGAACAGUAUCUGCCGGAAAAGUUGAAAUUGGUGCGUUCCGAACCUACCCAGCGGGGCAUAAAGUGCCUGACGAUGGUCCUUCUGAAUAUCAAACCAUUCCUCUGAGUAAAAUCGAGGAUUUUGGCGUUCACUGCAAACAAUAUUAUCAACUCGAGAUAUCACAUUUCAAGUCUACUCUUGACACGCAUUUACUGGAGUUACUUUGGCACAAGUAUUGGGUCAACACAUUAUCACAAUCACCGUUGAUCACGAAUCGGGAUUAUUCUGCAGAACAAAUCGCAGAUCUGGCAGAAAAAUUAGAUCAGGCUGAAACAGAGUUGCAACAAAAUGGUAGAGUAUCUGGCUUUGGGGGAAUGGGAGGAAGUCGCGGUGCCACUACACCUUCGCAAACUGUCGCAGCCUCAUCAUCAACUGCAGCGACCACCAAUAGUGCCAGCACCACUUCAUCCCCGGCGCCUGAGAAGAAAAGGAUAGAGGAAAGUCCACUCAGCAAGGUUACCAAGGAUAGCACAAAGAUCACCGUUGAAGCAUGUCAUGGUUUGAUCUCCCAAGUACUUAAGAAUGUCCUUUUUAAUAAACCACUUUCUAUUGCAGAACAAAAGAAAGUAGAAGUUGUGGAGCCGCCGAGCGAAUAA
Molecule: messenger RNA, 1149 nt
Organism: Acaulospora morrowiae
Lineage: Eukaryota; Fungi; Glomeromycota; Glomeromycetes; Diversisporales; Acaulosporaceae
Source: the annotation of a GenBank genome assembly